Messenger RNA from Aspergillus lentulus, 1104 nucleotides. RefSeq names its product regulator of G-protein signaling domain-containing protein. The record is from RefSeq and is a predicted model, not a curated record. Lineage: Eukaryota; Fungi; Ascomycota; Eurotiomycetes; Eurotiales; Aspergillaceae.
AUGCUAUACGCGAUGCUCAAAAAGAGGUCUUUAUACCCUCCUUUAUUCUUCUGGAACAACUCUCCUACUUCGACGCCCGAACUUUCGCCGACGUCAUCGUCGUCGGACAGCGAGUCGGACGAGGAUAUGGACUCGUCCGGCUCCCGUCCGCUGAGUCUGAAUGCUCAACAGGGUGCGUUCUGUUCUAUGCGACCAACACUCGAUGAGGUACUAGCGAAUACGGCACCUGCUCCAUACACCCUUAGCGCGUUUAUGGCGUAUCUUUCUCAGAAUCACUGCCUCGAGACCCUGGAAUUCACAUUGGAGGCCAAGCGGUAUCGGGAGACGUAUCACUCGCUAACCCAUCAACUACGAGAGUCACCCAUUGUGACCGAUUGCCCCGAAAGCCAGCAUUUACGUAUGCUCUGGCAGCGACUUCUGACCGCAUACAUCCUUCCGGGUGCUCCCCGCGAGAUCAAUGUUUCCAGCGAAGUUCGGGAGGAGAUCCUACAACACGCGAAUUCGCACAUCCCCCCACCCCCCGAGACACUGGAUGCUGCCGUGAAACUGGUCCACGACCUGAUGGAAGAGUCCAUUUUUCUCCCCUUUCUCAACGCCCAUGCUACAUCCGCACAUGUUUUACCGCUUUCGGAGCCCUUGUUCUCGAACGAAGACGAUGUCACCGUUGUAUCGAACUCGAGUUUAGAUGAACAUGUGGCCAAGAGAGGGAGACGGCUUUCGCCCAAAUCCUCCCGGGAGCUGGGAGCCCUGGUUUCCUCGGGGCCUCCCUCUGGCCAUUCUAGCCGCUCCAACUUCUCAUUCGGCGCUGUCACCUCCAUGGGCAAAACCAGUAACCGCACUUCCGGCCAGGUUUCGUCCACUACCAGCGGUGACUAUGCUCUGACCGACGACUCAGGAAGUAUGCAGUCUAGUUACAGUACUGGAGAACCCAUGACUCCUCCGACCACACCACCCUCGAGCGAGCCCUCGUUGACUUUGGGUCACAGCCCGAAACAUCGCACCGAGAAUCCUUGGAAGAAAAUGGGGAUGAAGUUCGGAUUCAAGAAGCGUUCGGGCCACGGGAGCUCGAGCAGUCAGAAUCUGCGAUCCUCCAUGGAUGAUUAA